Messenger RNA from Medioppia subpectinata, 1203 nucleotides. The record is from the annotation of a GenBank genome assembly. Lineage: Eukaryota; Metazoa; Arthropoda; Arachnida; Sarcoptiformes; Oppiidae.
AUGAUUAGUAAUUCAGAAUACAGUGAGUAUAACUUUAAAUCAAUGACUGAUUUUAAUGCCACGAAUCAAACGGAUCUCAUUAGAGGUGAGACACCCGUCGAUAUCGUCGACACAUGCCUUCAGUUAUGCAAACAGUAUUUGUCGGGCGUUUGGACGCAACAAACGGUGGACACCAUUGAAGUGAAACGGAUUACCGGAGGACUGACUAAUCAUAUGUAUUGCUGCCGUAUUAAGAGUGGCGGCGAAGAGUCACCGCAAACAGCGGUUCCCCGAGAAGUGGCCAUCAGAUUGUAUGGACGCAAAAAUUUAAUUACUGAUGGUAUAGACGGCGAAAGGCUGAGCGACAUUAUUAUCGGAUUAAUGGUAUCCCAUAAUGGAUUGGGUCCCAGAGUGUACGGUAUGUUCAAUGGGGGACAGAUUCUGGCCUAUUACAAGCACCGGCACUUUGGACUCGCGGAUCAAAAUCGGCCACAACUGGUGCUACAAGUGUUUGAAGGGUUGGCCCGAAUUCACGCCAUGGAUGUGCCCGUAAAGCGUGAGCACUGGUUCUUCACCACAGCCUACAACUGGUAUAACAUCAUUGAAAACGACACCAAAACCCAAACACUGGUAAAUGAACUCAAUUUGAAUGCAUUGAAAACGCAUUCACUGAAAGCGGAGUUGAAUUUUGUCAAACAAUUGGUCGAUAAGUGCGACAGUCCUCUGGUUUUCUGUCACAACGACUUUCGCAGCGUUAAUAUUAUGGUAUUAGAGGACAGCGACUGUAGUGCUGAUGACAAUAGCGAUGAAAGGGUAUUGUUUUGCGAUUACGAGAGCUCGUCGUACGGAUACCGGGGCCACGACUUGGGCUACAUUAUCAACGAAUGGGGCCGUUCUCUAUGGGACGUACAGAAGCCCCAUAUAUUUCCCUUGGACUCAACACUUAUACCAUUGAUUGAGAUCUAUGUAAAUGAGUGCCGACGAGUGUUAGGCAAUAGAUUUACCGAAAGUGAAAUCAAUUCGGUUCGACACAUACUGAUUGAGAUGAAAAUAUUUAGUUUGGUUUGUAUGAUGUCCGGUGUAUUGAUUUUGCUUAAAAACGACCCUGAUGCCGGUGACGCUCUUGACAUGGACAAGAAUUUGACCAUGCACAUAAAGAAGUUGACAGCACAGAAGUUUGACUGUAUAUGUAAAGUAAUGAAAUCCUUUGGCGAGUAUCAGUAA